This is a messenger RNA of Oncorhynchus mykiss (rainbow trout), 7370 nucleotides long. It is a transcript of the gene tspan17, whose product is annotated as tetraspanin 17. The record is from RefSeq and is a predicted model, not a curated record. Lineage: Eukaryota; Metazoa; Chordata; Actinopteri; Salmoniformes; Salmonidae. Gene Ontology annotation, cellular component: plasma membrane.
CUGUUCCCUGAAUAACCCCAGUGCAGGUCUCGCUCUAGAUAUACAACUUGUCCAGAUGGGUUUCUUCAGCUCAGUUCAUUGGACAACGACGGUUGUUGUCAACAAGAAAAGGUGAAAUGUAAAACAACCAAAUGCUAUGAACGGGAGAAAUCGACUAUAUUUAUAUCAUCAACAAAACAAAGUAAUUCUUUGGAUUUAUUUUUAUUUUUUAGCUUUCAACUAUAUGUUUAGUUAUGGAGAGUAACGUUGUACGUUGAACCGCAGAUGAAUGUCUAUUUUGUUUACACAUCCAAAAGUGUUUUUGGAUCUGUUGUUAGCUAGUAGGCUAACUAGCUAGCCGGCGAUGUAUUUGUGAUUUGGCUGGCUAGCUAGCUGAAUUUUCUUUCUUCUCAAAGUUGUUUUAUGGAGAUAGUUAGCUUGUGUGUUACACAAAUAGUAGUUCGUUUGUCAUUGACGUGAUUGUAGGUUAGCUAACUAACCAGUGGCGUCUACAUUGUUGGCUAGCUAGCUAGUUAGCCUCGACGUUUACAGGAUGAGUAACGUUAGCAGUCAAAAACGCCAGCAUUUUAAAGGAGCCGAAGUGAGCUGCAGUGUCAAAUACUUCUUGUUUGGAUUUAACAUCAUAUUUUGGCUACUGGGAGCAGCCUUCCUGGGCAUAGGACUGUGGGCAUGGGCCGAGAAGGGGGUGCUGUCCAACAUGGCCUCCAUAACAGACCUGGGAGGCUUCGACCCCGUGUGGCUGUUCAUCGUAGUGGGAGGAGUCAUGUUCAUCCUGGGAUUCGCUGGUUGCAUCGGAGCGCUACGGGAAAACACUUUGCUGCUCAAAUUUUUCUCAGUGUUCCUGGGUCUGAUCUUCUUCUUAGAGCUGACAGCAGGCAUCCUGGCCUUUGUGUUCAAAGACUGGAUCAAAGACCAGCUCAACUUCUUCAUCAACAACAACGUCAAGGCUUACCGCGACGACAUCGACCUGCAGAACCUCAUAGACUUCACACAGGAAUAUUGGUCGUGCUGUGGAGCCCACGGUCCUAAUGACUGGAACCUGAAUAUCUACUUCAACUGCACUGAGUUUAACCCCAGUAGAGAGCGCUGUGGAGUCCCCUUCUCCUGCUGCGUCAAAGACCCUGCCGAAGACGUCCUUAACACACAGUGCGGCUACGACGUGAGACUUCAAGGGGAGUUGGACCAGCAGAAGUACAUCCACACCAAGGGUUGUGUGGGUCAGUUUGAGAGGUGGCUUCAGGACAACCUGAUCAUUGUAGCUGGGAUCUUUGUGGGCAUUGCACUUUUACAGAUAUUUGGGAUCUGCCUGGCUCAGAACCUGGUGAGUGACGUCAAGGCCGUGAAGGCCAACUGGUGACGCCAGGACCCUGAGGGGGAGGGAGUACUCUGACCUUUGACCCCCAACAUCCAGCUCACCUCCCACUGACCGCUAAGAGAUGAAAACACAAAGAGCUGUUUAGGCUGAGAGAUGAAAACACAAAGAGCUGUUUACCUCUGGACCUGCCAGGCUGAGAGAUGAAAACACAAAGAGCUGUUUACCUCUGGACCUGCCAGGCUGAGAGAUGAAAACACAAAGAGCUGUUUACCUCUGGACCUGCCAGGCUGAGAGAUGAAAACACAAAGAGCUGUUUACCUCUGGACCUGCCAGGCUGAGAGGUGAAAACACAAAGAGCUGUUUACCUCUGGACCUGCCAGGCUGAGAGGUGAAAACACAAAGAGCUGUUUACCUCUGGACCUGCCAGGCUGAGAGGUGAAAACACAAAGAGCUGUUUACCUCUGGACCUGCCAGGCUGAGAGGUGAAAACACAAAGAGCUGUUUACCUCUGGACCUGCCAGGCUGAGAGGUGAAAACACAAAGAGCUGUUUACCUCUGGACCUGCCAGGCUGAGAGGUGAAAACACAAAGAGCUGUUUACCUCUGGACCUGCCAGGCUGAGAGGUGAAAACACAAAGAGCUGUUUACCUCUGGACCUGCCAGGCUGAGAGGUGAAAACACAAAGAGCUGUUUACCUCUGGACCUGCCAGUCCGUCUAUUUCACCUGGUGUCACUUUCAACCCUACUUCCACUAGGAUUUCAAAACAGCCCUUCAGAAAGACCUUCCAGAGCUGCUUGUUGGAUACCUCCUAUCCCACUUGUACAGCCUUUCUGUCUUCUGUACAGUAUAGAGUGGGUUGCUGACUGACCUACCGGCUGGCUGACAGGAUGGCAUUUCUUUCCCGUUAUCCUAUGACCACUGAAAGACAUUAAGCUCUCUUCAUGUUAGGGUAAAAUUCAGAAAAUUCACAAGAUGGCAAGUCUGGCGUUAGCAAGGCCUUGCUACAGAUGCAUGUCUUUAACCAGCUGUUUGUUGAACAGCAUGUUUUAACAUAAAAAAAAAUGGUAUUUUCUUUUGUCUGUCGAUGUUUUGAGUUUAAUCAAACAGACAGACAUACGGAGAGGAUUUUUCUCUCCCGGCAUCCCUGAAGCACAUGGGGAUAGUAGGCUUUUACUUGAUCUAACCUUUAACCUUACACUAACGUUAAAUCUACGUUAUACUGAUGUCGAGGCGACGUUUGUACGUGUUUAUUCUGUCUCUCUUCUGGACUCCCACCACUACCUUUUGGAAGCUUGAAUUACCUGACACCCUAGUUGUUAUUCUGAUCUGUCUGGUCUGUCUGGAUUUGUACUUUUCUCCUCUCUUAGUGUUUUUUUCUCCUAGUGUUUGUUGGUGUGUUUGUUGUCUAUCUGUCUUAGUUGGACUGUUUUUUUUUUAACUAGUUUGUAUAGAAUAACAAAUACUUGUUUAAUAUCUUCUUGUAUAAAUAGUAACACGUUUUCUCAAUAUAACAUGAAGGCUGCUUCAUCAUUGUGUCUUGGAGGAUUGAUAUGAGUAAGUAGACUUCCUGGUACAUUUCCCAUGUUUCCCAGAAAUCCUGGUUGUAGGAUUCCGUAUUUCCUGUUUAUUCCUUCCUGAUUUCUAGGAACUCUUCCACAACCAGGAUUUCUGGAAAUCUGGGAAUUUGGGGAAAAAGUUCAACAAAAUGUUUUCAAAUCUAUUAGUAUGUUAUUUGUAACCAGGUCUAAAGCUUACAUGGUGAAAUUAAAUCCAUAUUAUUAUUCUGAUCUUUAUUAGAACUGAGAAAGUGGUGGUUAUGCCAUAUUCAUGUUUUUUAUUUUAUUUACUUGCGUUAUUUCCUUGUCAGUACAGAGUUUACACCAUAGCAUACCAGUACAUUUGAAGCACGUUAUCAGAUUUGUAGCAGUAUAUGGUUUGAAUUGAAUUGUAUUUAUUGGGAUUUGGGGAUUUUAAAUUAUGUCUGGCAUGAAUAUAUUCCCUGCAGCUUCUGUCUGGCCGCUCUCCAAAAUGUCAGCUCUUGUACACAGUUAUUGCUCCACUCGUUAAGGUCCCUUAGAUAUAUACCUUACCACUGUCUCGCUCUUCCUGUGGUGUGUACAAGGCCUAUGUGUAGGAGCUGUAGUGUUACUCCUCUUGGGGGAAUCCUUCCUGGUUGGGCUGCUGUUGUAGUAACAGGCUUGAUUCUUAGCUGUUUUUACCAUGUACUUCCCUGCUUGUCAGAGCUCUUUAAUGCUGUGGUUCAGCACCAUGGGCUUUACUACCCUGCGUGUCAGAGCUCUUUAAUGCUGUGGUUCAGCACCAUGGGCUUUACUACCCUGCGUGUCAGAGCUCUUUAAUGCUGUGGUUCAGCAGCAUGGGCUUUACUACCCUGCUUGUCAGAGCUCUUUAAUGCUGUGGUUCAGCAGCAUGGGCUUUACUACCCUGCGUGUCAGAGCUCUUUAAUGCUGUGGUUCAGCACCAUGGGCUUUACUACCCUGCGUGUCAGAGCACUUUAAUGCUGUGGUUCAGCAGCAUGGGCUUUACUACCCUGCGUGUCAGAGCUCUUUAAUGCUGUGGUUCAGCAGCAUGGGCUUUACUACCCUGCUUGUCAGAGCUCUUUAAUGCUGUGGUUCAGCACCAUGGGCUUUACUACCCUGCGUGUCAGAGCUCUUUAAUGCUGUGGUUCAGCAGCAUGGGCUUUACUACCCUGCUUGUCAGAGCUCUUUAAUGCUGUGGUUCAGCAGCAUGGGCUUUACUACCCUGCGUGUCAGAGCUCUUUAAUGCUGUGGUUCAGCAGCAUGGGCUUUACUACCCUGCGUGUCAGAGCUCUUUAAUGCUGUGGUUCAGCACCAUGGGCUUUACUACCCUGCGUGUCAGAGCUCUUUAAUGCUGUGGUUCAGCACCAUGGGCUUUACUACCCUGCGUGUCAGAGCUCUUUAAUGCUGUGGUUCAGCAGCAUGGGCUUUACUACCCUGCGUGUCAGAGCUCUUUAAUGCUGUGGUUCAGCACCAUGGGCUUUACUACCCUGCGUGUCAGAGCUCUUUAAUGCUGUGGUUCAGCAGCAUGGGCUUUACUACCCUGCGUGUCAGAGCUCUUUAAUGCUGUGGUUCAGCAGCAUGGGCUUUACUACCCUGCGUGUCAGAGCUCUUUAAUGCUGUGGUUCAGCAGCAUGGGCUUUACUACCCUGCGUGUCAGAGCUCUUUAAUGCUGUGGUUCAGCACCAUGGGCUUUACUACCCUGCGUGUCAGAGCUCUUUAAUGCUGUGGUUCAGCACCAUGGGCUUUACUACCCUGCGUGUCAGAGCUCUUUAAUGCUGUGGUUCAGCACCAUGGGCUUUACUACCCUGCGUGUCAGAGCUCUUUAAUGCUGUGGUUCAGCAGCAUGGGCUCUGGGUGUUUGCGUCGUUCGUCAAGUAGCCUUGAACGAUGGUUUGCUUGAAUAGGAGAGAAACCAGUUUGUGUGUCAGGCUAGGUUUUUAUGCAAAAAAAAAUAAAAGAUUAUUCUGACAUUAGAACAGGAUGUUUGUUUUAAAGGUCUAAUUCAGCAGUUUUUUUUUUAAAUCUCUUGUCAAAUAAGUUCAGGGUAUAAAUGAAAUACCUUACUGUGAUUUUGUUUUUCAUUAAAAUUGUUUAAAAAAAAUAUAUCUUUUAAAAUAUAUAUAAAAAAAAUGCUUCUUAGCAAAGAGCAAUUUCUCAAGCAAGAAUUUAGCUAGGACUGUCUGGGUCUGAGUGUGGAGGGGAAAACCGAAAACUAGCUGUUAUUGGCAGAGAGUUUCGGGAACUCUUUCUUGGUCACCAGGCAGGCCAAAACGCCAACCCACCAAAACAGACUCUUUUAUUACGCUGGGCCUUUCAUUUCAUUUGAAAUUCUGCUUUAGUAUUAAAAAAAAAAAGCUAUAGGUUGUUGAAUUUGUUUUGUUUUGUCCUUUUGAUCGUGAUGGCCUUACAACAUGAUCCCUUGUGAUGUUUCAUAUUUUCUCCUAGGUUUGUGUCCCAGAAUCACACUAUUCAAUAUUACAGUUUAUUACACUUCCUCCUUUAAUUGAAAUUCCGCUGCUCUAUCGAUCGCUCCACACAACAGUGUGAACUUGCACGAGUCGUUUGUAAUGAUGUCAAAAAUUCAGUGAUUUAUUAUUCGUGUAGGCCAACUCUGGUCCAACCCAUCGGUUUCUUGGUCCAAUCAGAAUGUGUUUGAAUGUGUUUGCAUUUAAUAAGUCAUCGAGGAGGAAAAUCCAGACUCUUGGUGGAGAAGAAACCUUAGUGGGCCUUGGCAUCUGUCUGGAGCCAUGUGGAGCCUCUAGUCAAAAGUUGUGUACUAUAUAGGGAAUAGGGUGCUAUUUCGGGCACACCCUUCCCUCCCUAAGAUAGAUGGUAUCAUUCCAGAGCAUCAUUCCAGAGCCUCCUGCAUAAUCAUGAAUGUAUACCUACGGAUGAAUCUCAAUUGUAUUUCCUUGAUUCCUUCCAUACGCUCUCCUUGCCUCCUCCUUCUCCAGUCAAAACACAUUGAAGGAGGAGUUCCAAAGGGAAGAUUGAGAUUCACCCUGUCUGUUACCAUCUGUUACUUAGACCUGUUCCAAUGCAUUUCACCCUAACGUGUCAUCACUACCCUUGAGCAGUGCAAUGAACACACAUCUGAUGUGAAAAUAAGAAAUGUGAAAAUAAUAAACCUAAGAUCUGUUAUGUUACAUCAUUACAAACUUUAGCAUUUAUUUUGUAUUUUUUACACGAAAUCAAAUAGUUCCAUUCCAUUUUCAGGUGCUUGGUUUUCUUCCUUUUCACUUCCUGUUCCUGUUUUACUUCCAGUGUACUUCCUUUGUUACUUCCUGUGUAUGUGCAUUGUCAUCUCAGGAAAAAAAAGGAAUCUGCAAAAUAUAUCUAUAUUUUUUACCUUGACACGUCGCUUCAUGAAUGAUUUGCUAGAUUUCAAAGCACGUCUGUACCUAGGCGGGGCUGUACUAUAGGUCUACCCGAGUUCCUGCUGUAAGCUACAAUCCUCUCGUUGAUAACACUGAUCUGUUAUAGAGAGACAACAUUGUCUCUGUGUUUUAGGUUCACAUCAUACAUGUGCAUUUAUCAAUGAUUUCUAAUACAUACUGGUGUCUGGUGUUUCGCAGAACAUGACUGAAGUGUUUCUCUGUUUUAUAAAAUGAAAAGUAUGUCUGUGGUUACUUACUGUUAUUAACUAACCUGUUUGGUGGGGGUUUAAAAAAAUAAAAAGUUUAUUUGUAUUUUAUCUCAAAGCCUUUUAAGAUAUUGUCUUUACGUUCCCCACAUGUACAUUUCCAGAGUCUACCUCAUUUUAAGAGAGGUGUCCUUUUUAAAAAAGCUAGUGGUUGGAUUUGUUCCUUGGCCCGUCAGAAAGACGCUGAGAGGUGUAGAGAAUCUCUACUGUUUGUUAAAACCUAUAAGAGAGUCACGACAGGAAGACAGUAGGUCCUUAAGUUACAACAUACAGGUGAUUUUAUAGGGUUAUUUCUACUUCCUGAGGACGUAGCAUAGUUUCUAUUCUGAUGACAAGCUACACUACAGUAUGGUGAUUUUAAGGUUCAUUUGGUCAAAAUGUUUUGACAAGUUUGUCCUGAUCUUGAAAUGGUGUUGUGUAAUAUCUACCACCGCAGUGACAGUACCAUGCCUGUCAUAGCCAUUCCCCUUUUAAUGAUGAUUCCAAAUUAUAUUUCUCUUAUUAUUAUUAUUAUUUUGAAGAUGUAACAUUCUUAUUGUAGCAUUUUUUUAUUUUAUUUAAUUUUUUUAUAGAAUUUUUGAAAAUUAUAUUUCUCUCAAUUUCUUGAAUUCCAUUUUGUUAUUAAUACAGCUGGAAUGUAAAUAAAUUAAAAUAAACAUUAUGUUAGUCCUUACAAACCUCUAAAAUUGAUUCAUUUUAUUUUAGCAAUGUUUUGAUUGUCAUUACGUUAAUGUCUUAAAGGAUAGUAUUGCUGAACAGAGAUGCUGAAAACGAGUUAGAUGCCUUUCGAUAGGGGGACACGGUCUGUUACACUGUACCAUUGUGUUACAAAUAUACUUAUUUUUCAGAUUAAAUAAAAAGGACUUAUGAAAAA